CGGGAGCCAGUGGCAGCACUUAGUGAGCCCACCUGGCCGGUCUGUAAGUAAGUCAGGGUGGUCAGGGAGGGAUCCCUUUCUCCUUUUGACAAUUGCUUAAGAGGCUGAGUCUAUUGCUUUGGGCUGUGGUUGGAAAUGGUCACCUGCUUUAGCCCUAUCUCAGUGCUGAGUGAAUCAUUAACUGGCAGAGCUUGCCUGAUGGGACAGAGAGGCAGCUUCUCUCUCAUGGAGUUACUAGAGUUUCUGUGCUUGUGUUCUUUCAAGCUAGAGAGCCACAAGCACUGAUGGUGGAUCAGAAAUUCCAGGCCACCUCCAACGUCCCCUAAGCCAAUUCUCCAUUACUGGCAAUAGUUCUGACAAGUUCUCAGUCCAUCUUAUUAAAAAAUGCAACAACCCUCCCCUAAUUAUGCUCUGGAACCAAAUGAAGAAGCUCGUUUGAAUGUGGAGAAAGAGAAGUUACAUCACAGUGGUAGCUCUUUGGAGGACAGUGAUUCAGAGAGCAUCCUGAGGGCUCCCUCCGAAAAUGAGAUCAUUGCCCCUGGACAAGACAAAGAGUCUUCAAAUACACCAAUUGAAAUAAGAGGUCAUGGGGGUUGUCCUAACAAGCCCCAGAAGAGUCCCUCACCAGAGUAUACCAGUGGCCAAGGUAACCUCUUUCAAUUUGACCGGCAAGCCCCAGGCCGGAUUUCUACUUCUCCCACCUUGAGGCGACUCAGAAGCAGCACCUCCCAGCUCCCCUCUCAUCAGGACUCUUUGGAAACAUUUAACUGGAAAAACUGGAAGGGGACCCCAGGUUCUCUGAGCAAAAGUCUUCCCAGAAGCCCCAAGGCUUGCUCUAAGUCUCUAUCUUCCUUGAACCUCAGUUCCAAAGCAGUUCCUCACUUGCAAACAACAAUAGCAUCAUUUGAUUUUACAAACUCCAAAACCAGUUGGCCAUGUCCAACAAACAGCCUCAUGGAUAAUGAUGCUUGCCCUGGAAUACAGGCCAACAAUAUGGCCCACUCCAACCAUGCUUCUCUCUCUGGGAAAGAGCAUCCAUCUCAGUCCAGAUCUCUGAUCUCUAAUCAAUGGAAUCAGGGAGAAGAAUCUUACCUGUCCAGGUUUUACCAGCACAGGCGAAGUUCAGUGGUUGUGAACUUACCUGGACUUGAGGUGUUCCCUGGAGACCUCCUGGUGCCAGAUGGAGUGGCCAGCUACCUCUACCACCCAUCCCUGCUGCUGAAUUCAGAACCCAAAAAGCUAAGAUGGCCAUUCUCCAAGAAAGGCGGGAGCAAAGACAAACAAAAGCAAGCAUUUGACCUGGAAAAUUGCCUUUCCACCAUUAAGAUCCCCGACUACAGUGGAUAUGAAUUCCACAGUUUGAAGGAUAAGACCUGGGAAGAAGUUCUGCAACGACAUCAAAAGCUUCCUGGUGAAACACCAGACUUGAGAAAGCAGCAAGAAGCUGUGUGGGAACUCUUUACCAGUGAAUGCACCUAUUAUUUGGACCACUUGCUUGUUCUUAAGAUGAUCUUUAUGAAUACACUCAAAUACCUGCAAAGCUACGAAUGCCUCUUGGAUGUGGAUUUAUGGAGACUUUUCGCAAACCUUGAAGAGUUAAGUCAGGUCAGCCUUGGCUUUGUGAGCUGUUUUUUCAGCACCAUCAAGGCCUAUAUAAAUUCAUCUGGCUCUACAUCAUCCAUGGAUUUCAUCUCUGUGCUGUCCAAGCAUUUCCGAGGGAGCCUCUGUCAGAGCCAUCAGGUGUAUUGCCUUAAUUAUACCUCCACCAUCUUCUAUCUCGAGAGCUUAAGACAGAGAGAAGACUUUGGAAUCUAUUUAAAGUGGUGUGAGAGGCACAACCAGUGCAAACGACUCCACCUCCCUGAACUGCUGGUCACUCCUCUGCACCGCCUGACAAGGUACCCUCUGCUACUGAAGAACAUCUGGAAAAGGAGUACGGAUGCCAGGGAGAAAAUUACCAUCUACUCCCUCAAAGAAAAAGUGGAGAAGGCUAUUCGUGACCUUGAAGGAAAAGUGAAAUGGCUUGACAAUUUUCAAAAGUUUCGGCAUCUCCAGGAAAUCAUAGUGUGGCCUCCACUUUGGGAUCGAGAUAAAAGGUUCUUCAUACCAGAGUGCUUGAAACACAUUUUUAAAGAACACAUGGCAGAAAGCAUCUUGUCACCAGCCAACAGACACCUCCUUCAUGAAGGGAAGUUGACUCUUGCAGAAAGUACCAGAUUCCUGGAUGUCUAUUUGUUUUUGUUUGAUGACUUCCUAUUAAUUACGAAAACCAAACACAGCAAAAAGAAACUUGGGGGCUCAGACUUGGGUUUAGUCUGCCCCUCCCUUACCCCUGAGCUACAGGCGAUGAUUAAAGAAGGUGGUUCUUGUACAGUACUUGAUCAACCCAUUCCUUUGGACCGGCUGGUGGUUAAAAGUAUUGACCCAUUCCAUGUAUCAGUCUUUGGGCUAAGAAAUGCUUUCCUUCUACAACACGAAAACCGUUAUCAACAGUGUAUAGCAGCCUUCUUGUUGCAAGCGCAAACAGAAGCUGCAAAAAAAACAUGGAUGGCACAAAUAACAACGGCAGCCUCUUGCUACAUGAAGAGAUACGAGACAAAGAAAUCCUCGUGUACUUUGCCCGCAGAGUCCUCUGAGAUCUAGAGGAUUCGCUGUCACCCUCCGGCUCAUGAUAGAGGCCGGGCCUGUGAUUUUAGUGACAGAAUGAGGAGGAGGCCUCUACCAGCUCGACGCCAUCUUUGUAGUUUAGAGCCUGAGGGCAGCCUGCAGCGGCUGAUCAGCAGCCACCAGGAGGCGGCAGAGGCAGGCCUUGGCAGGUUUUCCUGGCUUCCGGGCCAGCUCUCCAGCCGCUACACCAGGCGUCCUCUUUUUAUAUAUUUAGGGCUAAAUGACAAUUCUAACGGAACUCCCGAGACCUUCCCCCUUCUGAAAUAGGAUGAUCCAGCUCAGGGAGCCCCCAGAGUAGAGACAGGCAGAUGGAAACACUUGGGGGGCUCCAGGCGAGUGCUUGAGACCAAACGUUCUGGUUCUCAGAAUAUCUGGUGACGUUUCCAGGAGCCUUGAACGAUGUUCAGGUAAGAUUAGAAUGAAGUGGAGGGAGAUGUUCUGCCUCUAAUCUAGGAGUUCUUAACUUGAGAACUGGGAUUAAAAUAUACAUACACGUAUAUAGGCAUACACACAUAAAAAUAUUCCAACAUGAUUGUUUCCCUUGUAAACUUAUGUAUUUUAUCCAUUUAAAAACAUUAUUCCAGCAAGGGGUUCGUAGUUUUAACCAAUUGUCAAAGCAAUGCAUAACACACACACAAAAGGGGGAUCCCCACCCGCUAUGAAAGCGGCUCGUAGGGUGGAAAGAGGCCUACACUUGGAGUCAGGAAAGACCUGGGUUCAAAUCUCAUUUUGGACACCAAUUUAUUGGCCUAAGGAAAUCCAUUUAACAUUUCUGAGCCUCCGUUUCCUCAUUUGUUAUUGUUGUCAGUCCUGCUGUUUGAGCAGAAUGUGGGCCUAACAAAGGAAUGCUAGUCAUUGCUUUAGCUCGGCAAACAUCGGUCGUUUUAUUUUAAACCGUGCCUUGGCGAUGAAAAAUGAAACAAGGGGGGAGGGAGGCCUCACAUGUUCUUACCAAGUAGACGGACAUACAACCCUCAUUUUCUCAUUUGGUGUUCAGAAUGUGCGUGCAAUGACGGUCCAGUGGGGAAGAGCCGGGGCUUGCGAGUCAGAGGGUCUGGGCUCUGCCACUGACCUGGGCGCAUGUGAGCAAUUCACAACUUCCCUAAGCCUCAGUUUCUUCUUCUGUAAAAUGAGGAGAUGCUACCUCUGAAGUCCCUUCUAUGACCCCAAUGAGUGAAUUAAAAAAAUAAUUUCUCUUGAAAGAAAAUUAAGUUCUUCAAGCUUAACGUUUUCUCCAUAUCAUCAAACUUUUUUUUUUAUCAUUUUGAAGGGCCUUCCCAGUAAAUUCCUUUUAUUCAACAAUAACCCCAUUUGCUUUUAAUAUAAAAAAAGCUUCUAGUUGUUGAUCAAUUACUAAAUUGACUUGAGCAAAAUCAAGUCGAAAUAAACAUGAUCAAGCCUAGCGUCUAUAGAGUGAGCAGAUAGAGGUCAAGGGACUUGCUCAGGGUCACACAGCCAGUCAAGUAACUGAGGUUAGAUUUGAACUCGAGUGUUCCUGACUCUAGGACCGAGUCUCUGUUCGUUGUGCCAACCAGCUGCCUUUAUCUUUUGGGAAGUGCGAGGAGACACAUUUCAUUGCCCAGAGCGAAGGUUUGAAAUAGGCUGCCCUAAAAUGUAGAUACAAGAAGGCUGGAAAGGGAAAGACGUUCCCCUCCUAGACGACAGGAAAUGUGAUUCUGUGUUUGUAGACGGCAUGGAGGUAGCUGGAAAAUAAGAGAACUAGAAGGCAUGAAGAGCGGGAGGCCUGGACAGAGCUGCUGACGGUGGUCCAGAUGGACCCUAAAUUCCCGGGGGGGGGAGGGGAGGGGGGAAAGAUGUCACACAUGUCAAGUGGUACCUGGGCCCUGCUGGGCACACACGUGACACUGAUGUAGGGGCUGCUGGUGCAUCCUAAGCUAAAUGAUGAAUGCUUAUAAAGUGCUUUCGGGUGUGUAAAACACUCUCUCGUUGGAUCCUCCCAAUACCAUGAGGUAGUAAAGAGAGUGCGCUCUUUCUACAAGUGAGGACACUGAGGCGCGGAGAGAGGACGUCGUUUAAUGGCGUCUGAAAUGGGCCUCGAACCAGGCUCCUGACUCCAGAUCCAGGUCUUCCUUCUAUAGCAGAGGUUCUCAAAGUGAAGUCUGGGGGUUGCUGGGGAGCCCCGAGCCUCUUCCAGGGCUUCAGGAGGGCCCAAACGAUGCUCCCAGCAAGAUGUGCGUGUCAGCGUACCCAUGGGAACGAAGGCUCUCUGGGGUCUCCAAUGGUUGUUAGGCGUGUCAAUGAGCCCCACUUACUCCACCACGGGGUCGGCAGAGAACCCUGGAAAAUAGAGAGCAGGGCUCGCUGGGAUUGCCUCCUCGUGACCGGCGCUGGAGUCUGUAAACAUCUGGGGCGUGCACAGGGGGGUGAGCAGACACGCGCACCUCUCCUCCCAUCCUCCAGCCGUGCCUUAGGACGAGCAGGCGAAGCGAGCUUGUAAACAGGACAUCGCAAAGGCGCCGGGCCUCAGCGUCCCGUCCUGGCAGCGCCGCUGGAGACAUAAAGCUGGAGUCGCAGUGAUCAGAGAAAAGGAAGCUAAGCUUAUUCAGUUGUUUGUUUGUUUUUAUUAAAGAGAAGAACCACCUUCGGGCCUGUAGGGGCGGGAUGUGGAUGGCGAGGCUGCUCUGGGUUCACCGGCAGGCAGAGGACGUAGGAAUAGCUUCUCGGCUAUGGAGUUGGGACUCCCCUCUAAAGAAAGAGUUUAACUCUUCAGUGGAGACUAAGGAAAAGUAGAGAUGUGUCCUUAAUGAUGAAACAUCUAAAAUGAGGGAGAGGGCAAUAUAUACCAGAGCCUUACUAAGGUCUCUUCAAGCCCUAAAAUUCUUUGAAUCAUAUUAACAGAACCUAGGAAGGGUUGCUUUUCCUCAGUUAAUUCCACACAAGGAGGAGAAAACACAUAUUUAGAAAAAAUCUUUAACUUUUCUGAAACAAGUCCAUAAAGAUCUUUGUAAUCCCACAACACGGCAAUUCUAACUCUUUUUUAAAACCUUGUCCUCUGUCUUUGAAUCAAUACUAAGUCUUAAGUUUGAAGGCAGAAGAGCAGGUUAGGGCUAGGGAACUGGGGUAAAGUGACUUGCCCAGGGUCACAUAGCUAGGAAGUACGAGACCAGAUUUGAACCCAGGACCUCCCUUCUCUAGGCUCUCUAUCCCCUGAGCCACCUAGAAGCCCCACUAACUUUUAAGAAAUACUCCACAACAUAUCAGUAGAUUACCCAUUGGUCAAAAACCCAGAAAAUCAUAUGGGACAUAGCCAGAGGACUUCCCUUUUGUGGACUUGGUGUCUCAAAGCGUACUGGACAGUGGUGAGAAGCAACAGGCACUCAAUUUUCAAACAGGGAUGGACAAAAGCUUACAACAUGAUAUGAUUUUCCACUGAUAUCUUGUCAUUGUAACACAAUGAUCAAUGGUGAAAAGGUGGGGAAAAAAAUCCCAAAGCAAAAUGGGACAGAUAAACUGUACAAUGAAGGAAAUUAGUCGUCCCUCUUUAAAAGCUUGCAUUUUUUCCUUAUUAAUUACUUAACUUCUAGAGUUUGAACAAACGAAAAUACUUACCAAGUGUACUAUGUUCCUAUUCAAUCUGCUACAAAUAAAUUCAUUCAGAACAAAUUUCCUGUCUCAAAUGGAAAAGACCGCGUGUUAUCAUACACGACAACUGCUAGAAAGAGGGUUUUUAUUAAUAUUCUUUUAACAGAUUAAAAAACAAAUGCAACAAGCCUCCUUCCAAUGCUCUUUAUACAGAGUUAGGUACCACCUUCUGGCAGCACCAUUAGGUACAAUUAGAAUCAAUUGCCAUCCCAUCCUGAGUUCAGGUAAUACAGUGCACGCUGAACUUAACUCUUCCACGAUAUAAGGCACGAGCACAUGAUCACAAGUAGUAAAUACAACACAAGUGAAGAAUCCAAAAGUCAGAUAAAAAAUUCAUGCAAACCCAUCUACAGAUAAUGAAGAUGAUCCAGUUCCCAGAAGUACGUGUCAUGUACACAUCACUGCAUCGUGUUACCAGCCUACUGUACACAGCAAGAACUUAGUGAUUUCAAAUUCUAUUUUGUACAUGUUUACAUCAAUUCCAUAGGUCUAUGCACAAUAUUCACAUCUGCAAUGAUAAUGAAAAAUUAGAAUCCAGGCAAAUGGCAAUUAAGACAGGAUCAUGUGUGGCACGCUUUCAUCAUAGAAUACCAUUCAUCAAGUUUGUGUCUAGGAAUGCGAAGUUAAUGGCACAUUUGAUUUUGUGGAUGAUAAUAUUUGUGGUUGAAUAACCAAAGUGCAUAUAAAAUUCCCAGUGGUCAUAGAGACCCCAUUUAUCAAAGUGUGUGAUAAUAAUCUGCUCUUUACUUACGGGGGAAAAAAAGAAACAUCUUUAUGACAGGUUUAAAGAAAAGAAUUCCUUUUAUAAAUCUCAGAACUGUACAAUUUAAAAAUAAUCACAAGAAUCACUUCUUUUGUGGCAAUGGGAUACAAAUAAUUUUGGCAAUUAUUAUGUAACACUACCAGGAGGAAGCCCUACUCAAAAUUAGCUCAAUUCCACACUAAGAGGUAGUUGAAACAAAAUGCUAUUCAUAUCCUGUACUGAGGUUUUCUGUUUAUCCCCACCCCCACCCACCCUGGCUUUUUUCAUUACAAAAGAGACAAAUCCUGUACAAGCAGCAUUUUCAAUCUUCUUUCUACAAAAGCUCUAUAGGUGCAGUCUGGUGUACACUAAACCAGCAAGGCUUGCCUUUUUUUUUUUUAAAUAUCAUUUCUGUGUCUGGAUUUGAAUUCACCAGCCUACUUUAUAGUAAUGCCACAUCACAGAUCUGAACCUGCCAGCUGGAAUUUAUAGACACAAGAAUAGCGCCUAGCAGUCACACAUUUGGAGUAUGUAGCCCAGGAGCAUAAUUCAAUCUUUUUUAAGGGAUAAUUUCUUUUUGUUUCCAAAAUAGCUUUAGCUUCACAAAUUAAGAGCAAAGAGCUUUGUGGCAGUGAGAACAUCAGCAUCACUCACUUGUGAGAAAGCAUGAAGGAUCUUGUGACAUGGAUGGAAAUGAGAAAAGCAAUCAGAUUAAACACUUAAGAGCAUUUCUUUAAUAGUCUCCAUCGUAUUUUUCUUGUGGAGAGGGAAGGGGCAUUCAGUGCAUCCCAUAACAAGGGAAGAAGGGAGCCGAGAAUCUAAUCCUGAGGAAUUUUCAUAUUUAUUGUUCUAAAAACUAUGUUAACAGGAAUCCUGUAUGCUUCUGUUUGUCUCUCAGAUACUAUAAACCAAUGUCACUGCAUGUGUAUCGGUUGUAGAUAUCAAGGGUAAAACUAUUUGGGAAAUUUUAAAAAUAAAAAGUCCAUUUUAACUUCA
Messenger RNA from Monodelphis domestica (gray short-tailed opossum), 8008 nucleotides. The record is from RefSeq and is a predicted model, not a curated record. NCBI's taxonomy places the organism in Eukaryota, Metazoa, Chordata, Mammalia, Didelphimorphia, Didelphidae.